GGAGUGCACGACGCAUGGUCGCACAAAUGGUCGCUGCAGCCAUUGCAGUCCAGCCGUCAGUGGGGACGCCCGCGCUCGAUCGGCCUUCCACGUCGCCGCCAAAAAGCGGGCUCGCGUUCUGGCACCACUUUUUCGCCUCCUCUCCCCCGCCUCCGCCGCCGAGCGCCGCGGCGUAUCCGAGCGCGCUCAGCUUUGACCGAUCGUUCCUCUUUGGCGUCGCGACUGCACCGGCGCACGUGGAGGACAACCUGCACGACGCGUGGCUACCGUUCUGCAACACCACCGAGCUCCACCCCAACGGCCGGCCGCACUGCCACGCCUGGCGCACGACCCCGCGCGCGGCUGAGCGGCUGCGCUUUUGGAGCGAGCCCGAAGCGGAGAUUGGGCUGGCGGCCGCGCUCAACUCGGGCGUCUUUCGGAUGGGCGUCGACUGGUCGCGGCUCGCGCCGACGUCCCCGAGCGCCUUCCCGAACGCGAGCGCGCCUGUCGCGCCCGCGUGCAGCGCGUUUUGCGAGGCCAGGGAGGAGGCCAAGGUCGCGGCGAGCCCCGGCGCGCCGCCCGAGGGGUGCGCGUGCUCGGGGGUGCAGGACUUCGUGGCGCUGGCGCGGUACCGCGAGAUCGUGGGGAUGGCCAAGGCCAAGGGGAUGAAGGUUGUGCUCACCCUCUUCCACCACUCGCUGCCCGUCUGGGUUGGCGAGGCGGGAGGCUGGACCAACGAGGCCGUGGUUCGCGAGUUCGGGAGCUUCGUGCGCGACGUGGCGGCGGGGCUCGGCGAGUCGGUCGACUACUGGCUGACGAUGAACGAGCCGAUGGCUUUCGCGCUCUUCACCUACAUCGAGGGCACCUGGCCGCAGGCCUUUCCGCAGUCAAACUACCUCGAGGUCGUGCUCAAGGCGCUGCAGGGGGACGAGCGAUCCGUCAAGGCGGCGGUCGACAACCUGGCGGGCGCGCACAACCUGGCCUACUCGCACAUCCACCAGGUGCACACGCUGCGCGGCUGGCGGGCGCCGCAGGUUGGCAUGGCCGCGCGCGCCCAGAUCCUCGAGGGCAAGGACCCGUGGGACGGGCCGGCGGUGAUGCUCUCGCGCGAGUUCAUGGACUUCACCAUCACCGACAAGAUCCAGGACAGGCUCGACUUCCUGGGGCUCAACUACUACGGCAAGGAGAUCAUCUCCGGCCAGACGAUCGCGCAGCCCACCGACGUCGGCUACUCGGAGGCGGGGCGCGCCAUCGACACGGAGGGCCUCUACUCUGUGCUGCAAAUGUUCCACGAGCGUUACGUCAACAAGCCGGGCGCGACGUGGAAGAGAUUCAUGGUGACGGAGAACGGCGUCGCGGACGCGACCGACGUGCUGCGCCCCGCCUUCAUCACCGAGCACCUCGCCGCCAUCGCCGCCGCCGUCUCCAAGGGCAUCGACGUCUUCGGUUACAUCCACUGGACCAUUUCUGACAACUGGGAGUGGGCCGACGGGUACUGCCCAAAGUUCGGGCUCUACUCGGUGGACCGCACGUCGCCGUCGCUCACGCGCACCGCGCGGCCGUCCGCCACGGUGUACGCCGACAUCUCAAAGUCGUACGCCGUCAGCCGCGAGCAGCGCGAGGCCGCGUGGAAAGUAGUCACGGCGCACCGCGGCCAGCUGCGCCCCUUUUGCCGCUCCGAGGACGGGAAGGAGGGGCUCGACGAGCCGCGCUACAACCGCUGGUUCUCGGACAACGCCGACUGGCGCUUCCACGAGGAGCGCCUCGCCGCACCGCACCACACGCCCGGAGGGAUCUUCCUCCAACGCGAGGCGGCGCCGGAGAGCCGCGCCGCCGCCGCAGCGCCCUCGCUGCCCGCGCUUGCAGUGGGCGCGGCGGCCCUCGCCGGCGCCGGCUUCGCGGUCGCCCGGGCGCUCGGCCGGAGGGGCGGCCGGCUUUCGUCGCCGCGGCGGCGGGGGGGCGCUGUGGCGCUCCACAUUUUGUGAUCCGAGACGGCAACAGAACGUCAGCGACCCCAGCAAGAUCCCCGCCCUCAAGCCCCGACCCUUCGACAUCGCGCUGACCACCAGACCGGGUGCCGGAAUUCAUUCGUGCGUGUCAGUCUCACGAUCUCUCGACCCCGCUAUUGUCCUGACGACGGUGUGUGUUGGUAAGAAUGUGUGCGAGUCCGAGUGUCGUGUGUGUGGACGAGACUCGAGAGCGGCUAAAGUAGGGGAAGAGAGAUGAGACGACACUCGCUUGCUUUUUAAUUUUUCGCGC
Messenger RNA from Emiliania huxleyi CCMP1516, 2238 nucleotides. RefSeq lists its product as hypothetical. The transcript has a single exon. Bases 15 to 1964 code for a protein of 649 amino acids. Gene Ontology annotation, molecular function: beta-glucosidase activity. The record is from RefSeq and is a predicted model, not a curated record. Gene Ontology annotation, biological process: carbohydrate metabolic process. NCBI's taxonomy places the organism in Eukaryota, Haptophyta, Isochrysidales, Noelaerhabdaceae.